UUGUUGAGUGUUUCGGGCGAUUAAUCAAAUUUGCUUUUCUUGAUUCAAACCAGAAGGUAACCUGAUUAGUCAGGUUUUCUUGGAAGAAAAAUGAAAAUACUAAUGGGAACAUGUUAGAAAGGGCAAAAAAUCCAAGACCUCCUUGUAAUUUUUUAAGAAAAUAUUCUCAAAAACAGUUUUCAGAAGAAUAAUCCCAUCUCACUAUAAUUUUAUUCCUUAAAAAAAAAAAAAAAAAAAAAAUUCAAAAACUGCAAAUCCAUGAAUGGACAUCGGUGAUUUUUCCUUCAAACAACCAGUUUCCGGGGAAAAUGUAAAGGGAAAGAGAAGGAAGAUGAGGCCACGCCACUGACCACUUACUGCUCACCCGGUCACAGGAUCCCACCACGAAAACGCAGGCCAAGGUUGACCCACAUGUGCCCGUUUCCAUGUCUUUCUUAUACUUAAUACCCCCACUCUCAAUCAAGUCGACUCAUCCUUUUACUUGCCCCCCUCCUCUCUCUGGUCUCUCCCCACCACCACCUUCGAUCGCCGGUUUUUGCUAGAACCCAGUCUCCGGCAGUCGCAAACCAUAACCCCAGAAUAAAAACAAGUGGUUGUAUUCUUUAGCAAGUUGAUGCACCUAUAGAAGUUGAUUAUGGGGGAGCCAGUGGGCAUGCUAAAAGUAAUUGUUGUGCAAGGGAAGAGAUUGGUAAUCCGGGACUUCAAGAGCAGUGAUCCUUAUGUCAUAGUCAAACUCGGAAAUCAGACAGCAAAGACCAAGGUUAUAAACAGUUGCCUUAAUCCUGUUUGGAAUGAAGAGCUAAGUUUCUCCCUCAUGGACCCGGUUGGAGUUCUGUACUUGGAAGUAUUCGAUAAAGACCGGUUUAAGGCAGAUGACAAGAUGGGCCAUGCUCACCUCAGCCUUCAACCCAUAGUCUCAGCUGCAAGACUGAGGCAGAUCCUAGGGGUUUCAUCUGGUGAGACAACAUUGAGAAAGGUCAUCCCAGACCCUGACAACUGUCUUGUCAGGGAGAGCUGCGUCAGUUGUAUAAAUGGUGAGGUUGUGCAGGAUGUUUGGCUAAGGCUUUGCGGGGUGGAGUCCGGCGAAAUUCAGUUGCAGAUCAAGUUAAUGGAUCCUCCUGCUGCUCCUUGAAGGUGGCCUAGUUGGAUAACCAAAAAUUUUCAACAAUGGAGAAAAUUCAUUAAGUUGUAGCUGUGUUGCUGUCCUCCAUUGAUUUAGUAUUGCAGAUAACUGAAAUUUGAUGAACUUAUCUCUCUUACUGUCUCAUCUCCCCUUGAUUUAGCUCCUCAGUAGUAUUUAUGGAGAUUAGGUUACUUGGAUGAAACCCCAUAUGCAGGACAACCAACUUUUGUUGAUUUUAUUCCUCUCUGAAUUUUUAGAAUGUUCAAAUAGACUAUCCCUUUGGUGUC
Messenger RNA from Vitis vinifera (wine grape), 1410 nucleotides. RefSeq names its product protein C2-DOMAIN ABA-RELATED 11. The transcript is spliced from 4 exons. The record is from RefSeq and is a predicted model, not a curated record. The coding region runs from base 635 to 1132 and encodes 165 amino acids. NCBI's taxonomy places the organism in Eukaryota, Viridiplantae, Streptophyta, Magnoliopsida, Vitales, Vitaceae.